GCGUGUUGACGUGCACGCCGUGUGAGGUCAGCGAGGGCGUGCUUUAUCCCGGCUGGAGCUGCAGGAGGAGAAGCUACCUUUUUCACGGAUUCGGAACAUGCAGGUUUACAUGAAACAAAGGGAAUCCCUGGUACGAAAUGAUGGUUCAAGAGGAAGCACUAAGGAAUCACGGAAAACUCUGUGUUGAUGUCUGAAAAUAAGCCCCUCCCCCCCAACCUGACCCUUUCCAUGUUUGACCUGUCUAUGAUGGCUGUUACUUCUUUUUUCCUAUGACUCCACCACACCGGUGUCCUCCUAUCUUAUGGGUUUGUUCCAACCACUUCAAGCUGAAAUAACUCGAGCACCGGAAAGCUGAGCCUUGUUACACCAGGGGGGGGUCAUGCUUGGUGUCGUCUGAUGGAGGGCUCUGUCAGUGACGGCAUCUGCGAUGAUGCAGAUCCUGGGGGUUCUGAGCUGAGAAGGCUGGUAGAUGGAGAUCAGAAAACUCCCAAGGGUUCACACUUUGAAAACAUCAAUGUGAUCGGUCAGGGACUGAAGCAUCUCUUCCACCCCCAGAGACGCCGCUCUUCUGUCUCACCACAUGAUGUUUUGCAAGCUCAGCCAGAACAAGAUGUAGAUCCAGAGCACAUUCAAACUGCAGAGCUUGAAGGGGCUGCUCAACCCACUGCCCUAAAUCGUGUCUUGCAGCAGAUCAGAGUACCACCCAAGGUGAGGAGAGGGAGCAGCUUACCACAGAACCGUAAGGGCAAGACUGCCUCAAACACAAGAGGAAGCCCACAAAUUGGCCGCCGCUCUGCACAAGACAUUAUGGCUGUUCUAUCUCAACCUGCUCGGCCACGCUCUUCCUCCACCACAGAUGCCCACACUGCCACUGCUGCCCUUGACGUAUCCAGCGUCUCCUACUUGUCUGGAGAGGACUCUGCUGAGAAGAUUGACCGACUGGAAGGAGGAAACCUCUCACAGGCGUCCAGCAUGGUGUCCUCCGCAGCAGAUGGCAUGCUGGGCACAGAUACCAUGGAUGGUGCUCCAGAUCCACAGAGAACCAAGGCUGCAAUUUUACAACUGCAACAGAAGAUCCUCAAAUUGACAGAACAAAUUAAGAUCGAGCAAACGGCAAGAGACGACAAUGUUGCUGAAUAUCUAAAGCUGGCAAACAACGCAGACAGGCAGCAGGGUGCCCGCAUCAAACAGGUCUUUGAGAAGAAGAACCAAAAGUCUUCUCAAAACAUCCUUCAUCUCCAGAAGAAACUUGAGCACUACCAUCGCAAACUGCGUGAAGUGGAACAGAAUGGGAUCGCUCGACAGCCCAAAGAUGUUUUUCGGGACAUGCACCAAGGGCUGAAGGGUGUGGGGGCACGAGUGACUGGUUUCAGUGAAGGGGUGGUGGACAGUGUCAGGGGAGGUCUCUCCAGUUUCUCACAAGCCACCCACUCUGCUGCUGGUGCUGUGGUAUCUAAGCCGCGUGAGAUUGCAUCCUUACUGCGCAACAGAUUUGGCAGCAGUGAUAAUAUUUCAUCCCUUGAUGAUCCAACAGGCUUGUCUUCCACAGGAGAAGACAUCACUCCAAGUAAGGGUUUGGGGACCCUAAACAUGCUUCAGGCAAGUCCCAAAUAUGGAAGUGAGGAGGACUGUUCCAGUGCAACUUCAGGAUCUCUAGGGGCCAACAGCACUAGCGGCGGGCCUGGUGGGGGAGGUGGAGGGGGAAGCUCACGAACAAACACUUUGGAUCUCCAUGGACUAACAGGACUGGAAGUGGUAAUUCAGGAGAUCCAGGACAUCCGAGAAACUCAGAACAGAAUGGAGGAUUCAUUGGAAGGGCUGAGGAGUCAAUUUCAGAGUGACUACACAUUCAUCCUACAGUCUUUGCAAGAGGAGAGAUACAGGUGCGAGCGUCUGGAGGAACAACUUAAUGACUUAACAGAGCUUCACCAGAAUGAAAUUCUCAAUCUGAAGCAGGAGUUGGCCAGCAUGGAGGAGAAGAUCGCUUAUCAGUCCUAUGAGAGAGCACGGGAUAUCCAGGAAGCAUUGGAAGCUUGUCAGACGCGGAUCUCAAAGAUGGAGCUUCAACAGCAGCAGCAACAAGUGGUCCAGCUCGAAGGCUUGGAAAAUGCCACCGCAAGAAACCUGCUGGGGAAACUGAUCAACAUCCUUCUGGCUCUUAUGGCCGUGGUUCUGGUCUUUGUAUCCACUGUGGCCAACUGUGUGGUUCCACUACUGAAGACCCGUGGCCGGACUUUUGGGACGCUGCUUCUAGUUCUAGUGGCUGCUAUUCUUUGGAAACACUGGGAUUCCUUCUCUGAACACCUGGAGCGAUUGCUUUCUCCUCCAAGAUAACCUGACCAGCUUCACAGACUCUGAGACAGACGUCCAGUUCUAACAACUUUGGGACCUGAUUGCCUCUAUAUGGGAGACAUCAGGAGAGCCCAGCCAGCUCUUUGCGGGGAUUGGCUGUUCUUUUAUCAGGAGAUAUUUUUUUGUCCGAGGCCAUUCAUGAGUUGGAUUAUUGCCAAUUCGCACUGCCCCACCCUCCUCAUGCCUUAAAAUCUCAAGCAAGGAGGAUUUUUUUUGUGGGUUACAUCCCCACUGCGCCCCACCUCACUGGUAUUUCUUUCCCCUUUUGAGACUGCAAUUGAUUGGGGGUGUUCACGGGGCACGUGAGAGUGUACUGUUUACAUUGUAUGGAAGGAUUUUGGAGACUUUUGUUUUUAGGUUUCUCCCCCUUACUGAAGGAUGACUGCUGCAAUUUGUCUUUUAUCUGAAUGAAUUUAGAAUUAAACCUGCUCUGCUCCACUCCUCAAGCACCAAACACCCCAUUUCCCCUGCCCCAAGUUCUGUGCCUUCAGGAUCUGGGUCCAGGAGCAGCCGUGACUGCAACAAGGCAUGCUUAGCAUUACCUGGAGCCUGGACUUUACCAAUAAAAGCUUCAUUGUGGCAAUAAGGCACCAUAUGCUUCUGCCCAGAAAACAUCACCUCUUCCAAGUGCCUUAUUGCAUCUGUUCCUCUGGGAGGUGGGAUUGUCCGCACCUUGUAAUGGCCAUGCCUAUAGGUCAACAAAGGGGGAAUAGGUUAAAGCAAAACCGCCACCUCUUCCCGUAACCCUUUCUCUGCUGGUUGGGAUCUGUAAUGCACCACUCUGCCAUUGACUGCACUGCAGAUACUCCAGCAGCACAUUCCUUGAAUCCGAUUCUUCCUCCACCAGAGAGACCUGUAUAGCUGGGCUCUUUAAGGGAUAAAGGAGUAUAUGAAAAAAAAUGGACAUCUUCUGUGGGUGGAGUCAGGAAAAUAAAUUAACUCCACUCCUUAAUUACUGAUUUAUGCCUCAUUGCUGCUGUAUGUGCCAGAUAUUGAUCACAAUGGUCCCCCCCAAAGAAUGAAUUUGCAAGAGCAGUAUUUGAAAUAAUUAAUUGUUUUGCUUUUUAUUGAUUCAUUGUUAUUAUUUUAAGAGCAGUUUACAUUUUACUGGCCGGGGGAGUGUCCCUUUGGCAGAGAAGGGGACCGAUUGGCCGCACUUUGAAGCGGACCUACAUGCUGCUGCAAUCCAGGUUUGGGGAGGGGGAGGCGAUUUUUGUAGGAAUAAGGGGUGUUGGUGUUUUGGAAGCAGCACAGCUUUGGUACAGUGUCCGUUGCUGUAAGUGUUACCUCCUGUUGUUCUAGCGGAGGUUUGUUAUAUCUUGUUUAAUAUUUUAAUUAAUAUUAUUGAAGUGAGAGGGCGGUGAGGGCUCCUUGAAUAAAAGAGUAAUGUUUUUAAAAUUAA
Molecule: messenger RNA, 3754 nt
Organism: Pelobates fuscus (common spadefoot toad)
Lineage: Eukaryota; Metazoa; Chordata; Amphibia; Anura; Pelobatidae
Gene: TMCC1
Product: transmembrane and coiled-coil domain family 1
Exons: 8
Coding region: 397-2334 (645 amino acids)
Cellular component (GO): endomembrane system
Source: RefSeq, a predicted model, not a curated record